AUGACAAACUGUCAGCUGGAGUUAUUUGGAGGUGACACAAUCACACCCACCAAAGCAGACAAUAGAUCACUAUCCCCACCCACCACUGCUACCGAUACCAGACAACUUGUGAAGAGAAUAAUAUCAAAAAUACAGUUCCUGCCAGGUAAUGAUAGAUGCUGUGAGUGCAAUGCCCCUGAUCCUGAGUGGCUAUCGGUCAAUCUUGGUCUACUGAUAUGCAUUCAUUGCUCCGGGCGGCACAGGGAACUGGGUGUCCAGUAUUCACGCAUUCGAUCACUUAAAUUGGAUGCUCUGAAAACAUCCGAACUACUAAUAGCACGAGUGAUGGGUAAUUCAGUGCUCAAUGAAGUAAUGGAGGCUAAUCUAACUGAUCCUAAACCAUCACCUGAUUCUGACAUUGAAACACGACGUCACUUUAUUGUUGAGAAGUACACUAAUAGAAAGUACAUAGAGCACCAGGUGGACCCUUCAGUAUUGAGCCAGGAGCUACUGGAAGCAAUUGAGCUAAGAGAUAUCAAGCAUCUCCUUCAGGUCUAUGCUGAAGGUGCUGAUUUAAAGUCAAUGUUAAUUUGUGGUCGAUCAGCGAUUCACUUAGCCAUUGAGCAAGAAGAUCUCACUUCGCUUCAUAUGGUUGACUUCAUUCUCGGUAACAGUAGAACUGAGAAUGUCCCUGAUGAAGAGGAGGGGAACACUCCAUUACACAUUGCAACACUGACUGAUAACCCACAGUGUAUUAAACUGCUACUGAACCACAAUGCUAACCCUAACAUCAAGAAUAAAAAUGAUCAGACUCCAUUGGAUAUUGCUGAAGAGAAGAAGUUUGAUGAUUGCAUUGAACUGUUGCAAGAUGCCUCCAAAAAGAAAUACUCAAAAUGUGAGCACAUUGAUAUAGACUGGGGAGUGAGUAAUGGAGACUGUGAGAAUGAGUCCAUCUAUCAGACUCCAGUUGACUUGGGUCACGGGUCAGGUAAUGGCGGAAUGAAACGAAGUGAGACAGAAGAUAACAUAGUUGGAGGUGGAGUCGGAAACGGAUCAAUGGAGAAGAAUUUGGGUCUACCAUUAUUAUCUACUGGCGGGCUAUCCAGUGCUUCUCCCAGACUAGCGUCAAGAGGUCAUUCUCCGAGGAGACCAUUGUCACAGUUGAUUGAUGUCAGAGGUAAAGGAGGAGGAGAUGGAGGAACCAAACAACCUUUUGUUCCUCAGCAACCUAAUCUCUAUCCUCCUCCUUCUGAGCCUGCCCCUCCCCCACCCCUUCGUACUGUCUCUCGUGAAACAAACCCACUACCAUUGAGUCCUACUAGUGUUCCUGUUGUUCCUAAAAGAAAGAAAAGACAAACUAUGAUGGGCCCAGCACCUGUUGAAGAAGAAGGACCAAAAUUGCCCCCCUCCACUCCUCCCCCAGUUCCAACAACUACAGUCGUAGUAGAAGCAAUUUAUAACUGUGUACCAGAUAGACCUGAUGAGCUUGCCUUUAGCGAAGGAGACAAAAUCGUUGUAGUCACAAAACUAAAUAAGGAUUGGUGGGUAAGUGCUAUACAGCUUAAUGUGAUGGUCAAGCCAUCACAUUAA
Molecule: messenger RNA, 1569 nt
Organism: Amphimedon queenslandica
Lineage: Eukaryota; Metazoa; Porifera; Demospongiae; Haplosclerida; Niphatidae
Product: arf-GAP with SH3 domain, ANK repeat and PH domain-containing protein 2-like
Exons: 11
Coding region: 1-1569 (522 amino acids)
Biological process (GO): positive regulation of GTPase activity
Molecular function (GO): protein binding; GTPase activator activity
Source: RefSeq, a predicted model, not a curated record